Ziziphus jujuba (common jujube) is the source of this 2753-nucleotide messenger RNA. RefSeq names its product G-type lectin S-receptor-like serine/threonine-protein kinase At4g27290. The record is from RefSeq and is a predicted model, not a curated record. NCBI's taxonomy places the organism in Eukaryota, Viridiplantae, Streptophyta, Magnoliopsida, Rosales, Rhamnaceae. The transcript has 7 exons. Bases 235 to 2679 code for a protein of 814 amino acids. Gene Ontology annotation, biological process: recognition of pollen; protein phosphorylation. Gene Ontology annotation, molecular function: protein serine/threonine kinase activity; ATP binding.
AUAUUGCAAAUUUGGAAUACGUAAUUGUACAGAACAUUUUGAAAGUUUCCAAAUCACGUGCUAGAAAAUAGAAACAAAAACAAAAAAAGAAAAAAACGAGAGUGAAGGUGCACCUAAUAAUCUUUUUAACUUACUGGUGGUACACAGGUAUUCUCCCAAACUCGUCGACCUGUACAUAGAAUUGCACAUCGUAUUAAACUGCAGCUUUCUCUGUUCUCAAAAAAUAUAUUCCAAAUGGAAACCAAUAUCUUCAUCGAUUUUUAUGCUUUGGUGAUGUCUCUCCCAAUCUUGUUGGUACUCUGUAAAGCAGCAGACACGGUAACUAAAACACACUCCAUCACAGACGGCACAACUUUAGUUUCUUCAGGCCAAAGAUUUGAGCUCGGCUUCUUCUCCCCUGGCAGCUCCAAGAACAGGUAUUUAGGAAUAUGGUACAAGACUGCCCCUGAUGUUGUUGUCUGGGUUGCAAACAGAAAUAACCCAUUUCACGAUUCAUCUGGGAAAUUGGUCAUCACCGACCAUGGAAACCUUCUUCUUCUCAACCAGACGAGGAGUGUCAUUUGGUCCACAAACACAUCGUGGGUCGCCAAGGAACCAAUUGCUCUGCUUUUGGAUUCAGGAAACUUUGUAGUUGGAGAGAAAAACAAGAUCACAAGCUCUGAGAUUUUUGUAUGGCAGAGCUUCGAUUAUCCAUCAAACACACUAUCAGGGAUGAAGAUCGGAUGGAACAGAAAGACAGGUCUAGAAGGGUAUUUAACAUCGUGGAAAAGCGAUGAUGACCCAUCAGACGGCGAUUUCACUUACAGGAUGGACAACAAAGGGCCACCCCAGAUGAUGGUCACGAUGGGACAGACAAGGAUGUUUCGGACAGGAACAUGGAAUGGUGUUCGAUUCAGUGGUCUACCUGCUGUGUCCGAUGUGGUGUUCAAAUCGACUGUCGUAUUCAACGACAACGAGUCGUAUUACAUGGCACUGCCCAACAUUGCAGACACUGUUAUUACACGCAUGACGCUGAAUUCUUCAGGUUUGGCUCAGCGAUUCAUAUUGCGAAACGGUGAAACCGAUUGGGCUAUUAUGUAUUCACAGCCUUAUGAGCCAUGUGAUAGUUAUGGACAUUGUGGACCAAAUGGUAUUUGUAGGAUAAACAGAAUGCCCAUAUGUGAGUGUUUGGAAGGCUUUACACCGAGGAAUCCAGAAGAGUGGAAAAUUCUGAGUUGGUCCAGGGAAUGUGUGAGAAAAAACCCGUUGACUUGCCAGAAAGGAGAAGGGUUUGUAAAGCUUGUGGGUGUGAAAUUGCCUGACUUAUUGGAGUUUUGGUCGAACCAGAAUAUGAGCCUCCGAGAAUGUAAAGAGAUGUGCUUGAAGAAUUGUCCGUGUAAAGCUUAUGCUAAUUCUGAUAUAAGAGAAGGAGGCAAUGGGUGUAUGAUGUGGUUUGGUGACUUUAUUGAUGUCCGGGAGUUGAGCAUAAAAGGCAGUGAAGAUAGUAUUUACAUUCGCGUGUCUGCUUCGGACAUGAAAACAAUCCGUGAAGCGAAUGCAAAAUCAAGACUAAAGAAGAUCCUAGUGAAUUCAUUAUCCGUUGUGUGUAUUUUUUGCCUGGUCUUCUGCUCCGUAUAUGGGAAAAUAAGAAAAAAGAUAAGAGGUUUUAGAAGACAGAAAGAAGAUAUAGAAUUACCUUUAUUUGAUUUGGCUACUGUUGCUUCUGCUACAAAAAACUUCUCUCCCGAGCGUAUGAUUGGUGCAGGCGGCUUUGGUUCUGUUUACAAGGGGAACCUCUCAACAGGACAAGAAAUAGCUGUGAAGAGACUGGCCCAGAAUUCAGGACAGGGUCUUAAAGAGUUUAUGAAUGAAGUAGACUUGAUUGGAAAGCUUCAACAUCGAAAUCUCGUUGCACUUUUGGGCUGUUGUAUUGAAAGAAAAGAGAGGAUCUUAAUCUACGAGUUUAUGCCCAAUGAAAGCUUAGAUCAUUUUAUCUUUGAUAAUAAAAGAAGCACCAUCUUAUGUUGGGAAAAGAGAUUCAAUAUUGUACUGGGGAUUGCAAGAGGUCUUCUCUACCUCCACAGAGAUUCUAAACUUCAAAUUAUUCACAUGGAUCUUAAAGCAGGGAAUAUUUUACUGGACAAGAACUUGAAUCCUAAGAUUUCUGACUUUGGCUUAGCAAGGAUUUUUGGGGGUGAUGAAAAUGAAGCCAGAACAAGGAGAGUUGUUGGAACAUAUGGAUAUAUGUCUCCAGAAUAUGCAAUUGAUGGAAAGUUCUCUGCAAAAUCCGAUGUCUUUAGCUUUGGUGUGCUUUUGCUAGAGAUUGUGAGCGGCAAAAAGAAUAGAAGGUUCAGUCACCCUGAUCACCACCACAAUCUUCUAGGACAUGCAUGGUUGCUUUGGAAUGAAGACAGGGCCUUGGAUCUAAUGGAUGGUUGCUUCAAGGAUUCAUAUGUUGAAUCUCAAGUAUUAAGAUGCAUUCAAGUGGGUUUGAUUUGUGUUCAAAAGUUUCAAAAUGAUAGACCAACUAUGUCCUCCAUCGUUUCCAUGUUGGAAAACGAGGGAACAAUCUUGCCUCAACCUAAGCAGCCUGGUUUCUUCAUAGAAAGAAGUUCAAACGAUGAGAACUCAACACCAAAAAAUGAAGAAACCGGUUCACAAAAUUCAGUGACUAUGACAAAGCUGGAUGCAGGUAGAUAGAUAUUAAAUCAUUAACCUUCAACUUAACCUGACAUUUUUAUCCUUCCAUUAAGAAACAAGUGCAUUAUUCAAUA